Molecule: messenger RNA, 1509 nt
Organism: Capsicum annuum
Lineage: Eukaryota; Viridiplantae; Streptophyta; Magnoliopsida; Solanales; Solanaceae
Product: probable isoaspartyl peptidase/L-asparaginase 3
Exons: 7
Coding region: 174-1247 (357 amino acids)
Biological process (GO): protein deglycosylation
Molecular function (GO): N4-(beta-N-acetylglucosaminyl)-L-asparaginase activity
Source: RefSeq, a predicted model, not a curated record
AUGAUUAGUAUCUUUUUAAACGUCAAAUUAAUCAAACAAAUCAUAAACCAAUUUUUUUUCUUGAUUUGAUUUGAUUUCAUUUUUUGAUUUGAUUUGACCUGAGGAUUUGAUCUGAAUUCAAAUUAGAGAGCGAGUGAGAAAGAAGAAAGUGCAAUUGAAAAGUGUAGACGGUGAUGAGCAUGAAGAAGCACCUGCAACUUCUCCCUUAUCUCUUCAUCUUCAGCUUUGUUUUCUCCACCGCACUGGUGAAUGAAGUUGGGGGUUCUUUACAAUAUCCUGUAGUUGUAAGCACCUGGCCUUUUUUGGAAGCUGUUAGAGCUGCGUGGAAUGCUGUUGAAAGUGGUUUAUCUGCAGUAGAUGCAGUUGUGGAAGGUUGUUCUGCUUGUGAGAAACUAAGAUGUGAUGGUACAGUCGGGCCUGGCGGAAGUCCGGAUGAGAAUGGAGAAACUACAAUUGAUGCCAUGGUCAUGGAUGGGGUAACAAUGGAGGUCGGUGCUGUUGCUGCUAUGAGGCAUGUGCCAGAGGGCAUUAAAGCUGCAAAGUUAGUGCUGGAGUAUACUAAACAUACUAUGCUUGUGGGCGAUCAAGCCUCAGCUUUUGCCAUUUCAAUGGGCCUUCCAGGGCCUACAAACCUAAGCUCAGUUGAGUCAAUAGAGAAGUGGACAAAAUGGAAAGAGAAUUAUUGCCAACCUAAUUUUCGGAAAAGCGUUAUCCCCAGGGAUAAUUGUGGUCCAUACCAUCCAAAUGAUCCUUCAAUAAGAAGAUGCCUGAUGUCUAAUGAGCUCAGUCCUAAUGAAUUUGGAUCAGCUAAUGUAGAUUUGCACAGCCAUGAUACGAUAUCCAUGGCUGUCAUUGACCAAGUUGGACGGAUUGCCAUUGGCACAUCAACUAAUGGAGCCACGUUCAAGAUUCCCGGAAGGGUAGGUGAUGGACCAAUAGCAGGGUCUUCAGCUUAUGCAGAUGCUGAAGUUGGUGCUUGUGGAGCUACUGGGGAUGGUGAUAUUAUGAUGCGCUUCCUUCCGUGUUAUCAGGCUGUGGAGAAUAUGAGACUAGGAAUGGAACCCGAAGUUGCUGCAAAAGAUGCUAUAUCGCGAAUUGUAAGGAAAUAUCCAGGCUUCAUUGGGGCUCUAUUUGCAGUCAACAGAAGUGGAAUUCAUGCAGGUGCAUGCCAUGGUUGGACUUUUCAGUACUCCGUCAGAAAUCCCGCAAUGAAUGAUGUCGAGGUCUUUACUGUUCAUCCCCAAUGAUCCAUUUAGCAUACGCCACUUUUUUUGAAGUUAUUUCUCUUCCAUAAAGCCACACUCAUAAUCUCUUUUGCAUAUUGGACUUAUUAUCAAACCAUAAAAUGUCUACAUUGGUAUGAUAACUUUAAAUUUGAGUGUGUAAUGACAACCCAAUUAGGCUUCUAUUACUUGGCUGAGAACCUGAGAUAUCUACAGAUCAAUAUUAUACUUGGUGAUUUCACCCAGCUACUUGAAAUGGGCCAUAAGAUCGAUCGGUUGGAAAGGA